AUCGAUUUGAAGUUGGACCCUCCACCAGAGACAAAAACAGCUAGCUUUUUCUUAGCAACCCCAGUCUCCGGUGAAGCUGAAAAUCGGGUGCCCUCGAAGGAGAGGCAGCGGUGGGCUCGAUCAGACCAACGACAAGGUAGAGCGAGGAAGGGUUUAUUGAGGGUUUUUGGAACUGGUGGUGGGAAAAUGGGAUUCGAGCAGAAUUCGGUGAUGAAACAGCGGGAAUCCAUGUUGUGACGAACCAGGGAUCGAAUCGAGGAAUCCUAAUUUUACCGUGUUCUUCUUC
Messenger RNA from Linum tenue, 286 nucleotides. The record is from the annotation of a GenBank genome assembly. NCBI's taxonomy places the organism in Eukaryota, Viridiplantae, Streptophyta, Magnoliopsida, Malpighiales, Linaceae.